GUGAGGGCACAAGGAGGUCUCCUGCCCCACAGAUGGAGAGGGACUACUAGGAAGACAAAGACAUGAUUCAAGAUUUAUUACAGAUGUGCUUUAAUGAGGGAGUGUACCCAACAGAGAUAGACUCGGGGGAGAUAACGGUGGAAGGGAGAGAGGUGAGGCUCAAACUGAACACCUCGUUGGACGAGAUCAAAGUCAAGUGGUUAAAGGAUCGAAUUGUGACCGUCAUUUAUGAGGAUGCGACCAGAUUCCUCCCAAAAAACAUUAAAGAUGGCUUAGUUAGGGCUUUUGAGGAUGGAUGGGUCAUCGACAACGAGAGGUUAGGGGGAAACACGAGAAGAGGGAGAGUAAAGAUUGAGGGGUCAGGGGUGGCUUCCUACGUAGCGAAGGCAAGAGUGGUGGUGCAAUUUAUGAUAUCAGAAGGUCAGGUCGACGUGACACUUGGCUCGAACACCUACAAAAUUAUAUUUAAGCCGUGGAUGACCUGGGCGGAAUUCGGAGACUUAAGAAGACAGGAGGAUGACAACGUGUUCUGGGUGACGGCGCUCCAAAUUCCACUCAAUGUCAUGCCAUUUAUUUAUGCUCAAAUCGAGAAGGCCAUCGACAAGAUCAUCCUCGCGCAUCCACCGGACGUAGAUCCAUCCAGACCUGCGCAAGUCAAUGCGAGAUUUGACCUGGACCCAGAGUCAAGACCUAACAUAAAGGAUGUCCUAUGGAUCAAAACGUCCAAGGGCAACCUUCAGCACACCAAAAUGCAGAAAAGUACCGGUGACGUGGACACAGACCAGCGGGCAUCCUGCGUGGAUCGAAAAUCCGGAGCUACCAAUCAUCCAAGCUUGGAGGAACCCAGGGACGAGGAUACGCUACCAUCAUGGCAGGAGUAUCUCAAGCCGUACGAUAUCAUCCCUCACGCCUUUUAUCCAAGGGCGGAGGAAGUGGUGAUUGACGACGACGAAGAAGACGAGGACGAGGAAACAUCAGAGGAGGGAAGCUAUAGUGAACAUAGCGAGGGCGAGCUGAGCGAAGGAGAAGAGGAGGAAGAAGAAACCGGAUCUGGGUGGGAAGCCUUGCCGGAGGAAGCGACGCGUACGGGAACGGAGGCGGAAGAUCCGGAAGCGGGGCGAAAGCGCGAAGAAUUGCCACCUGGAAGCGCCAGCUGGAGUUCGCCAGCGAAGCUAGCCUGCGCAUCAGUAACGAUCCAACCAGGGAUCCAGAGCCGCCGAAGCCCGAAGAUGGCGACCCUGCAGCCGCCACCUCGAGUACCGCGCGACAGAGACGGAAAUGCAGAGGAGGGGGGAGAAAAGCGGAUCCGAAAUCCAUUCCAAGGAGAGGCGAGUGCGUGGGCAGAGGGACACGUCAUCAUGAUGAUGAUGGCGGCGGCAAGUGCGGUGGCUAUGGGGUCGACCUUGACUGCUUGCUCAAGGGGCGCGGGGGCACCGUCCUGGCGCCAUGUGCACUUUCGUCUUUUGGCGGUUAUUUUGGGUGCCAUUUUGGCGGGGACGAUCUGCUGCGUUGCCAAUGCCGACCCGUCGCCCUCCUCAUCACUCCAUCUCAAUCUGAAAAUCAGGCCUAUUUAUCCUCGCGAGCGCGACGUCGAAAGGAGGGGCCUUUCCCUGUUGGACGAGAUCAGACGUGCGAGUUUCGACGAAGUCCUUGGCUCGUCCUCUGCUCCUUUCUCGGCACCAUCCCUAACGGCCUCUCAUGCUCCUGUUCCGCCAUCGCCGAGCUCUUCUCCUUUUCCAUAUCCAUCAUCAUUAGAGUCACCAUCAUCAUAUUUUGACGGCGUCCCUACCGGUAGUUCAUCCUAUCCUCCCGCUUCGUCCUCCAGUGCACCUUCUUUCGAUUACUCGACAUCGCCAAGCUCAUCGUCUCCACUUUUCUGGUCGCUCUCCCGGCCAUCGAGAUCCAGCCCUAGUUUCGCCGACCCAGACUCGAUCGGGAGCAGCGCAGGCCUCCCUCGCUCAAAACCUCCUCGUGCGCCGCGUGUCCGCUCCUCUGCUUCUCCUUCCUCACGGCCUUGCAAGUCGCGCGCGUGCCGUUCCCCCUCCUCCUCCAAACUCCGCCGCUCAUCUGCUACUCCUUCUCCGCCAUCGUCACAAUCUUCCUCUUUAUCUCGUCCAUUGCCCAGUUCAUCGUCUUCACCUGCCUCGCCAGGUUCUCAGGGAAGCGAGAUCGGAUCUUUCGCAUCCCGCUCUCUCGUCUCGAGCGGCCAUAGACAUGACGGUGUCGGACCUCCAGAUGUCUCUUCCUCCUCGCUAUACUACCCCCCGCCGCCUGAAAGUAGCACACCGGGUUCUUCCUUCGCCUUCCCAAUCUCCUCCUCCUCCUCCUCGGCUUCCUCCUCGGCUUCCUCCUCAUCGUUCCUUCCCCCCUCCUCCUCGUCAUCGUUGGUUGAUGGGAGCACAUCGCUUCGGAGCGGUCCCCCUAGGGCAUAUGUGCCCCGCGUGGUAGGCAGUUUGGCGCUAAGGACAGAGGUGAAGACCCGAUUCACCGUGGAUGUGAUGAUGGGUACGCCGCCUCAGAUUAGAACUUUGGAUGUGGGGUUUUCAGAACACCUGACCUGGACGUUCUGCUAUUCUCCAGACGCCUUAGUGGAUCUGAGUGCUGUUAAUGCCCCGUUCGAACCAGAGUUAAGUAGUACAUACCAGACAGCCUCCUGCUUAACUGCCGGCUGUAGGACUCUAGCUCAAAUCGGGUCUGGCCGGUGCGAGAUGGAGGGAAAUUGCACCGUCUCGCACGCGUAUGGUCAGGCCGGACAACACAGUAUUCAAGGGCAAAUGGUGUCGGACUUCCUGAUGCUGAAGAACGACGACCGGACACGUGUUCGAUUCGACAAUAUGGCGUGUAUCACGAACAUGCGAGGCAUGUUUGCCAAUUAUUCUACCGAUGGGAUCCUUGCUCUGGGCCCAGCGGAUGGGACUUUCUUUGCCGCCGUGACCCAGCAAUUGCAACUGCCACAGAUCUUGAACCUUUGCUUCAAUGCCUCCGGCUAUCUUCAACGAGUGGGCUCCUCAGAACCUCUCAAUCCGAUGUCGGCUGUGCAGGAUGACGGUGGGAGUUUAGUGUUUGGUUCCCCCCCUGAUUGGGUUCAAUACCCUGAGCCCCACGUCAUAGCGCCCUUGGGGAAAACGUCGCUGUCAGCUAGAGUACCGUAUGCCAAUUACGUGUCCUAUCUGGUAAGUUGGAGCAUCGGACCCUCCUCCUCCUCCUCCUCCUCCUCCUCCUCCUCCUCCUCCUCCUCUACCUCCUUCUCCUCCUCCAUCUCCUCCUCCUCCUCCUCACCCUCCUCCUCUCUGAACCCCCCGGGAACAGGUACUGUGUUCUUCGGGUCGAACUCGUUCCUGACGCUAGUUCCUAAGGCGAAUCUCUCCACCAUCGUAGAGGCCAUCUAUCGGGCGACUUCGUUGUCACCCUUGCAGUCAGUUACAGAUUUGACCGUGUACCAGAGGGCAGAUUUGCGAGAGUGUAGCGUGAGCGAUUUCCCUGAAAUUAGUUUCACUUUUCAGGGAGGGGUAGUUCUAAGUGCCAAGCCGGAAGACUACACCGUCACUUUCCCUGAUAUCCAGCAGGGCUGUCUCAUCGUGCUGGGGUUUUCGGACAUGAGCGCGGACGAGUACUUCGAUCUGGGGACCUCUGUGUUGCAAUCCAAGUGGUUGACCUUCGAUUUCUCUGGGCUCACAGGUAGUUUCAGGGUCGGGAAUGGGCCGUGUUCUCAGGCUCAGGGGUAAGGCUUAGCGUGCUUUUGCGUGGAAACCUCCGGCUGUGUGCUGCGUAUUGCUAUGAGACUCCGAGUAGCUGGAUCC
This is a messenger RNA of Chara braunii, 3800 nucleotides long. The record is from the annotation of a GenBank genome assembly. NCBI's taxonomy places the organism in Eukaryota, Viridiplantae, Streptophyta, Charophyceae, Charales, Characeae.